GGGCUCGCCGCCGUACUCGGGCAGGGCUGCGGAGGCACGGGAGGCCGGCGGAGCCGCGCCGCGCCGGGGGAGGCUGAGGGGCUGCAGGAAGGCGGAGGAGUAGCGGGAGCCCGGCCCUGGAUUUCCAUGGUGCCGGGGGCCGUGUGGAUUACCCCGCCGUGAGCCGGGGAGCCGGCACCCCCAGGAGGCGGGCGGCAUCGGAGCAGCGAGGUCUGAACCAUGUGAGGGACGUUGCUGGGUCACACAGCACGUGCGCGGGGAGCACAAAGUUUGCCUUUCCCAGGAUGGAUCAGAGGAAGAACUGGCCUCGGGUACCGGACUCUGAUGGCUGGUCGGUGGCUUUGCUGUGUCUUUUCCUGGCAUCGCUCUCCCGAAAUGUGUCCAGCAACACCUUGUUCAGCACUUUCCACUCUGAGAACCGGGACUGGACGUUCAACCACUUGACUGUCCACCAAGGCACCGGGGCAGUCUAUGUCGGAGCUAUCAACAGGGUUUACAAGCUUUCAGGUAACCUGACUAUUUUGGUGGCUCAUAAAACUGGUCCUGAGGAGGACAAUAAAUCCUGCUACCCACCCCUCAUCGUCCAGCCUUGCAGCGAGAUCCUCACCCUCACCAACAACGUCAACAAGCUGCUGAUCAUUGACUACUCUGAGAACCGGCUGCUGGCCUGCGGCAGCCUCUACCAGGGGGUCUGCAAGCUGCUGCGCCUGGACGACCUCUUCAUCUUGGUGGAGCCCUCGCACAAAAAGGAGCACUACCUCUCCAGUGUCAACAAGACGGGCACAAUGUACGGUGUGAUCGUGCGUUCGGAAGGUGAAGAUGGGAAGCUCUUCAUCGGCACGGCAGUGGAUGGGAAGCAGGAUUAUUUCCCCACCCUCUCCAGCCGCAAGCUUCCCCGGGAUCCAGAGUCAUCAGCAAUGUUGGAUUAUGAGCUCCACAGUGACUUCGUCUCAUCCCUCAUCAAAAUCCCCUCAGAUACCUUGGCCCUUGUUUCGCACUUUGACAUCUUCUACAUCUAUGGUUUUGCCAGUGGCAACUUUGUCUAUUUUUUGACUGUCCAGCCAGAGACCCCAGAGGGUGUCUCCAUCAACUCCGCCAGCGACCUCUUUUACACGUCUCGCAUCGUCCGUCUCUGCAAAGAUGACCCCAAGUUCCACUCCUACGUGUCUCUACCCUUUGGCUGCGUCAAGGGGGACACGGAGUACCGCCUCCUGCAAGCAGCGUACCUCUCCAAGCCAGGAGAUGUGCUGGCCAAGUCCCUCAACAUCACGGCCCAGGAGGAUGUCCUCUUUGCCAUUUUCUCCAAGGGGCAGAAGCAGUACCAUCAGCCACCCGACGACUCUGCGCUCUGCGUCUUCCCCAUUCGCACCGUCAAUGCUCAGAUCAAGGACCGCCUGCAGUCCUGCUACCAGGGGGAAGGCAACCUGGAGCUCAACUGGCUGCUGGGCAAAGACGUCCAGUGCACUAAAGCGCCAGUCCCCAUCGAUGACAAUUUCUGUGGGCUUGACAUCAACCAGCCCCUGGGAGGCUCGACACCGGUGGACGGAGUGACCCUCUUCACCUCAAGCCGGGACCGGAUGACUUCUGUUGCGUCCUACGUCUACAACGGCUACAGCGUGGUGUUCGUGGGGACUAAGACUGGCAAGCUGAAGAAGAUCCGAGCAGAUGGUCCUCCCCAUGGUGGAAUUCAGUACGAAAUGGUGACGGUUUUCAAGGACGGCAGCCCAGUCCUUCGAGACAUGGCCUUCUCCAUCGAUCAGAAGUAUCUGUACGUCAUGUCGGAGCGACAGGUGUCCCGGGUGCCCGUGGAGUCCUGCGAGCAGUACACGACCUGCGGGGAGUGCCUGAGCUCGGGAGACCCACACUGCGGCUGGUGCACACUCCACCACGUGUGCUCCCCGAGGGACAGCUGCGAGCGAGCAGACGAGCCGUACCGAUUUGCAGGCAGCAUCAGCCAGUGCAUGAGCGUCAGCGUGCAGCCCAGCAGCAUCUCCGUCUCUGAGCACAGCCUCCCGCUCAGCUUGCUGGUGAACGAUGCUCCAGACCUGACGGCUGGGGUCACCUGCCUCUUCGGCAACCUGACGGAGGUGGAAGGGCAGGUUUCAGGCAGCCGCGUUGUGUGUGUUUCACCAGCAGCAAAGGAUGUUCCUGCCAUACCUGUGGAUCAAGACUGGUUUGGCGUGGUGCUGCAGCUGAAGUCGCAGGAGACGGGGAGGACGUUUGUCAGCACAGAGUUCAAGUUCUACAACUGCAGUGCCCACCAGCUGUGCCUGUCCUGUGUGAACAGCGCUUUCCGCUGCCACUGGUGCAAGUACCGGAACCUCUGCACCCAUGACCCCACCACAUGCUCCUUUCAGGAGGGACGGAUCAACAUCUCUGAGGACUGUCCUCAGCUCUUCCCCACAGAGGAGAUCCUGAUCCCGGUGGGAGAGGUAAAACCCAUCACACUGAAGGCGAGAAACCUGCCCCAGCCCCAGUCCGGCCAGCGCGGGUACGAGUGUGUCCUCAGCAUCCAGGGUGUGAUCCACCGCGUGCCUGCCCUGCGCUUCAACAGCUCCAGCGUCCAGUGCCAGAACAGCUCGUAUCUCUAUGACGGGAUGGACAUCAGCAAUUUGGCGGUGGACUUUGCUGUGGUUUGGAACGGGAACUUUGUCAUUGACAACCCGGAGGAUCUGAAAGUGCACCUCUACAAGUGCUCAGCCCAGCGUGAGAGCUGCGGGCUCUGCCUGAAAGCCGACCCCAAGUUCGAGUGCGGCUGGUGCAGCGGCGAGGCCAAGUGCACGCUGCGACCGCACUGCAGCGCGCUCCCCGCCCAGCCCUGGCUCGACUGGUCCAGCAGGAACGUCAAGUGCUCCAACCCUCGCAUCACCGAGAUCCUGACAGUGUCAGGCCCCCCAGAAGGAGGGACAAGGGUGACCAUCCGUGGCGUGAACCUGGGCCUGGAUUUCUCCGAGAUUGCCCAUGGGGUACAGGUUGCUGGGGUGCAGUGCACGCCCCUGCCCGAGCAGUAUGUCGUCGCAGAACAGAUCGUCUGUGAAAUGGGGCAGGCGCUUCCAGGGAUCAGCUCCGGCCCAGUGCUCCUGUGCAUCGGAGAGUGCAAGCCGGAGUUCACGGCCAAGUCCACGCAGCAGUACAUGUUUGUGACCCCAGCAGUGAGUUUUCUGAAUCCCAGCCGCGGUCCAGAGUCAGGAGGGACGAUGGUGACCAUCUCCGGGCACUACCUGGGGGCUGGCAGCCGCGUGUCCGUGCUCCUGGGAAACCAGACCUGCGAAUUCUACGGGCGAUCCAUGAACGAGAUUGUUUGCGUGUCGGCCCCGUCAGCCCACGGCCUGGGAGCUGUUCACGUCUCUGUCAGCGUCGACCGGGCGCAGCUGGAGCAGACCUUGCUGUUUGAGUACAUCGAUGAUCCAAAGGUGCAGCAUAUCGAACCUGAGUGGAGCAUUGCCAGCGGACACACGCCUCUGACCGUCACCGGCUCCAACCUGGAUGUGAUCCAGGAGCCCAGGAUCCGUGUCAAGUACAACGGCAAGGAGUUUGUCAACGUCUGCAAGGUGGUGAACGCCACGGCGCUGGCCUGCCUCGCCCCCCCCCUCACCCCCGACUACCGACCGGGCUUGGAUGCCGUCGAGCGGCCGGACGAGUUUGGGUUUAUCUUUAACAACGUGCAGUCCCUGCUAGUCUACAACGACACCAAGUUCAUAUACUACCCCAACCCAACCUUUGAACUCCUGAGUCCAGCUGGGGUGCUGGAGCAGAAGCCAGGGUCACCCAUCAUCCUGAAGGGCAGAAACCUGUGCCCACCCGCUCCGGGAGGAGCAAAGCUCAACUACACCGUGCUGAUCGGAGAAACGCCCUGCGCUGUCACCGUCUCCGAGACCCAGCUGCUGUGCGAGCCACCAAAUCUCACCGGGCAGCACAAAGUGAUGGUGCGUGUUGGUGGUAUCAUCUUCUCCCCUGGUUCAGUGAGCAUCGCCUCAGACAGCCUCCUGACCCUGCCAGCCAUUGUCAGUAUUGCGGCCGGAGGCAGCCUGCUCCUCAUCAUUGUCAUCAUUGUCCUCAUCGCCUACAAGCGCAAGUCCCGAGAGAACGACCUGACCCUCAAGAGGCUGCAGAUGCAGAUGGACAACCUGGAGUCCCGCGUGGCCCUAGAGUGCAAGGAGGCUUUUGCAGAGCUGCAGACGGACAUCAAUGAAUUAACCAGCGACCUGGAUCGCUCUGGGAUCCCGUACCUCGACUACCGAACAUAUGCCAUGAGGGUCCUUUUCCCUGGCAUCGAGGACCAUCCUGUCCUGCGGGAGCUGGAGGUCCAAGGGAACGGGCAGCAGAGCGUGGAGAAGGCUCUGAAGCUCUUUGCUCAGCUGAUCAACAACAAAGUCUUCCUGCUGACCUUCAUCCGAACGCUGGAGCUGCAGCGCAGCUUCUCCAUGCGCGAUCGAGGCAACGUGGCCUCACUCAUCAUGACGGGUCUGCAAGGCAAGCUGGAGUACGCCACCGACGUGCUGAAGCAGCUGCUCUCCGACCUCAUCGAGAAGAACCUGGAAAACAAGAACCACCCCAAACUGCUCCUGCGCAGGACCGAGUCCGUGGCUGAGAAGAUGCUGACUAACUGGUUUGCCUUCCUCCUCCACAAGUUCCUCAAGGAAUGUGCUGGAGAGCCGCUCUUCAUGCUCUACUGUGCCAUCAAGCAACAGAUGGAGAAAGGUCCCAUUGAUGCCAUCACAGGAGAAGCCCGUUACUCCCUCAGUGAGGACAAGCUGAUCCGGCAGCAAAUUGAGUACAAGACCCUGAUCCUAAAUUGUGUGAACCCAGAUAAUGAGAACAGUCCAGAGAUCCCUGUGAAGGUGCUCAACUGUGAUACCAUCACUCAAGUCAAAGAGAAGAUCCUCGAUGCAGUAUACAAAAACGUUCCAUAUUCUCAAAGACCGAGAGCUGUUGACAUGGACUUGGAGUGGCGGCAGGGCCGGAUAGCUCGUGUGGUCCUGCAAGAUGAAGACAUCACCACCAAGAUUGAAGGAGAUUGGAAGCGCUUGAACACCUUGAUGCAUUAUCAGGUAUCGGACCGCUCAGUUGUGGCUCUCGUUCCCAAACAGACCUCCUCCUAUAAUAUUCCUGCCUCUGCCAGUAUAUCCCGGACAUCCAUUAGUAGAUACGACUCCACCUUCCGUUACACCGGCAGCCCCGACAGCUUGCGCUCCCGCGCCCCCAUGAUCACCCCCGACCUGGAGAGCGGGGUCAAGGUCUGGCACUUGGUCAAAAACCACGACCAUGGAGACCAGAAGGAAGGAGACCGGGGCAGUAAGAUGGUGUCUGAAAUCUACCUGACCAGGCUAUUAGCUACAAAGGGUACGCUGCAGAAAUUUGUGGACGACUUGUUUGAGACGCUGUUCAGCACCGUGCACCGCGGCAGCGCGCUCCCGCUGGCCAUCAAGUAUAUGUUCGAUUUCUUGGAUGAGCAGGCAGAUAAGCACGGCAUCCAUGACACAGAUGUGAGGCACACGUGGAAGAGCAAUUGCCUCCCUCUGCGAUUCUGGGUGAACGUAAUCAAAAACCCCCAGUUUGUGUUUGAUAUCCACAAAGGCAGCAUCACAGAUGCCUGCCUUUCUGUUGUGGCUCAGACCUUCAUGGAUUCCUGCUCCACCUCAGAGCACCGCCUGGGCAAGGAUUCCCCCUCCAACAAGCUGCUCUAUGCCAAGGACAUCCCCAGCUACAAGAGCUGGGUGGAGAGGUAUUACGCAGACAUCGCCAAGCUCCCUGCCAUCAGCGACCAGGACAUGAACGCCUACCUCGCCGAGCAGUCGCGCCUGCACGCCGUCGAGUUCAACAUGCUGAGCGCGCUCAACGAGAUCUACUCCUACGUCAGCAAGUACAGCGAAGAGCUCAUUGGGGCUUUGGAGCAGGAUGAACAGGCACGUAGGCAGCGUCUGGCAUACAAAGUAGAGCAACUUAUUGGUGCCAUGUCUAUUGAGAGCUGAAGAAAGGACGCGGUGCUCGCAGACAGCAAAGGGCAGAGGAUUGCACGGACGCUGGGGAAUUAAGAAGGAGAACAAGCAAGAAAGGCGCUGAACACAUAUAAAUACCAAGGCUUUUCUGGAGUGAGCAGACUGGCCCAAGGAGUGACUGUGUUCAAAACCACAUAGGAUCCGGUUUGAAAAGGCAGGAAGAGAAAAGGACAAAGCAUCUCAAUCAAAGUCAAAUCAAGAUGGAUCAUUUUUUCGAGCAUACAUGGAAAGAAGGAACCUGGAAAGUCUGGAUGUCUCCAUGACUGCUGCUUUGCAUGAAAAUUGUUUGAUGUAUAUUAGAAAAUAAAACUUUAUUUAAAGUUUUUUUUUAAAAAAAAAAAAAAAAAAGGAAAGAAAAAGGAAAAAAAAAAAGAUAUAGAACAAAAACCACAGAGGCCACAGAGAUAAUCCUGGCAAGAAGGUUCAGCUCUGAAUCCUGUCCUCGAGAGACUCCCGGGGAUGUGGCUCAGACAUUCUGCGAAUGGACUCUUAUGCUAAUUGGAACAUUUGGAAAAACGAAAUCUUCUCCUUUUUGGGAUCUUAUAAAAAAUAUGAGCACAAGUUUGCACCACACCUUUUUACACAAGUAAAAUAGCGGUUUAGCCAGAAAAUAGUUCCGUGGCUGAGUAACUUAUAGGCACUAGAAGGAACUUUACCUGAAUUGCAAAACCAUCAGAUCAUCCAACCUGUCUUGAAAUCCAGCUUUAUCUAUGUAUUUAUAUAGUGUCGAUAUAUAUAUAUUUUUUUUAAAUCCCAUUUACUGUUGAACGAGGAAAGAUCUGAUUUUAAAUGCUUUCCCCUUUUCCACCCCCAUUCCCCUCGCUGGAGGCCGGCACACUGCAGUGAGCCGGCAGCCCGCUGAGCAGCGGUGGGAUGCCCACGGCCGUGCCCGGCCACGCUCGGUGCAAUGCUGGUUCCUGCAGGUACGCUCGGAGCAGAGCAGCCGGCUGCCCUCUCCCAUCGGGCAGAGCUGGGAUGAAGCCUCCUUGGUUGGGUUUUGGGGUGGUUUCUGGCAGCCGCCUCUGAAUUUCUGGCAGUAAAAACCAACACCCCCCCAAUGUUUACAGUGAGCGAUACUUGAAAAGACUCAACGUAGCGAGAUGAGCUAUUUAUUGCUUUUCUGUUUGACUUGCAGAGCUGAUCGGCACAGGCUCCCUUUGAGUUUCUCUGCCAGCAUUCACGGGGUCGCCCGGGGUCAGCGCAGGACUUGUGUUUCCACUGGGGAGGGGAAAGAAAUCUUUGUGCUCUAGGCAAGGCAAAACCUCAACCAGCACUCCACGGGCCAGCUAGCGCUGCUGUCUUGUCUCUGUCUCGGCGUCUUGUUGUUAUAUUCAGUUCCUUGCUGGCCCCGACGGCACGUGUUCUUGUGGCCAGUGAUAGGCAAAUGUUUGUGAGUGUUAUUUCUUUCAACGACACCAAAGCUUGUGUGUGUCCCUUUGUAGAGUGCCAGGAGGGGAAGGAACGCUGUAAAUAUUUCUCUCUGUAAUAAAUAUUGAUAUUUGCGCAGGCUGCAGUGGGGAGGACAGGGUGAUUAGGUCUAAUGGAAGUACAAGUAUUGACUGCAUGAGCUUGGCAGUGGCAGGAAAAUAGCUCCCGACAUCUGCUCAGCCCUGCCCAGGCAGUGCUGUGCUGGACUGGGACCUUAGUUUGCAGCCAGUGUGUGUCGAAGGAAAAUCCAUUUUCAUAUCCAUCCCAGAGCCCGGGAGGGUCACCACAGGCUCCCCAUGCACCAAGUGAGCUGCUGGCUUUUGGUCUCAAGGCACAGACCUAACAGAAGCCAGCAACAGGCGAGGGGAGAAGCAUGUAGAGAAAUACUCAGGAAAUUUGUUAUUUUAAUUACCCUUCAGAAAAAGCCAUGCCAAGUCCACUUUCUUUUGGUUAAUCCAUUUCUAGGAGUUUCUCUGUGCCCUAUUAAUACUUGGGAGAAGAUACUGAUGAUAAUGAUCAACCUUGUGCAAUAAGUUCUUGACAUUUACAACAGCCUGAGCUUUGUAACUGGAGGGCUUGGAUUUACCGAGACACGGAGCAAGCUGGCAGAGACAGACUGAGGAGCAGAGCAGGAUUCGUACUGCCCAUUACCAGAACAGUUGCCUUCCCAGGGAUCCUUCUGCUGCACAAUGAGUCUAAUUUCAAAGACAGAAAACGUGCAAGCUUGUGGGUUGUCCUAUGAAAGCCUGACGUCCUGGAGCCCAGCACCGCGGACGUGGUGAGCCAUCCUCACAGCAGCCGCCAGCCUGCCCUGCUCUUUGCUGCUGGUGUUACAGGGGAUUGCAGAGUGUCGGGUUCUGAAAUCCUCCAGGUCUCAUUUUUUUACUGGUUUCUGUUGCUGCUGUUUGCAGUGAUCCGACGUGCAGCUGCUGGGAGUGAUUGCCAGGUCUAUGUUUUAGUUGUGGUCAUUGCUUUGAGUAUUCGUAUUCAGAUGGUUCACCAAAUUCUUAUGGUACUCUGAAACCCAAAGAAAACACUCCAAAUGGUUUUCCAACAGUUUCCAAAUGCUUCUAAAUAUUAGUCUGAAGAGUUAUGCCUGCAGGAUUCACAAAAUAUGAGUACUGCCCAAAGCAAAGACCUGGCUUUUCAUCACCUGGGUGCUCCUGAAGGUGUGCUGGCCCUGCAACCCAAGUCAGGCCCUCAUGGUCCUCUGUCUUCACAUCUAUCUGAGAGGCUUUUGCGUAGCUGCUUUUAAGCAUACUUUCCUCCUCCUGCUCUCUACCUUCUGACCAGGAGCACCCCAUAAGCAAACAUUUUGUCAUUCCCCCUUCCCCAGUAUUUUCUCAGCAAAAGUCGAAGUCCCCAACCACCCGCUGGGUUCCCUGCAAGGGGUCUGCUGGGCAGCGCUAAGUGUGGGUGCUGCAGCCACCCAGCAGCAAUGCCGGCAGUGCCGGUGUCCAGUGUCUUUUCCAUGUGCGUUUUGGCUGCCCGUUGCCCCACGGGCAGGCAGCAGGAGAGGCAGCACGUGGGAGGUCUCCCUGCUCACGAUGCUCUACGUGCAGCACGAUGGGCUGCCUGUCCUGCUUGGCUGAUUUGCCCCUUAGCAGCCUCUCCCCCUGUCCUGUCAGAAGCCUGGGAAAGGGCCUGUAAACUGGGAUUAUCCUGGAAGGUAAGGAUGAGGGAGGGAAAAGAAAACCGAUUGCAGAGCCCGGAGGUACUGGUUUGUGAGUAAGGAUUAAAAGAAUCCAAUGCGUCCAAGCUGGCCAAACACAGGGUCUGUAUUCCAUGAAUACAGGAGAGCACUGAGAAGGGGACAGCUGAGUUUAUUUUCUGUGUUGUGGGAGGAAUUUGGGCAGAGGAGGAAAGGGAGAGCAGUGGGAGCACUUUGCAAACCAGUAAGCUAUUACACUUUUGACUGACUGACUUCCAAGGGAAGCAGCAGAAACACCUCUUCUUCCAUCACCUGAAAAGGCAUGAGCAGGGUGGCACAGGGAGCAGCACGGUGCUGGCUGGAAUGGGUGGCCAUUAAAUCAUCUGCCAAGUAUAUACUCAUGUGGUUGAAUUAAUUAUGGAUCUUUAUAGGCAAUUAUAUGGAAUGAAGCAACAUAUCCCCUUGGGGCAAAACGCUUGUAAUCUAUUGCCCUGUUUGCAUCUGACUUUCCCACUACUCCCUUGGGAAGAGGAAGCUUCAGAUCUCAAGAUGGCAUUUUCUUCGCACUUGCAGCAAACUGGACUUGAGGUUUGGUCAGGAGGGGGCAGUGACUUUGCCUUAGAUGAAAUGAUUUCACAUCCUUCUCAUUGCCCCCUUCCUCCUGCAAGGCUGGUUGGUGUUUUGAUUCUCCAGUUCACUUCGUUUCAGGUGUUUCGACAUCAAAGUGGGAGACGUCAUUUUCCAGAAUCUCUCUGCCUGGUGUCACUGCUUAAAUAAUUCCAUUUAAUCUUCUGCUCAUGAGCUAUCAAAGCACCUACUCCAAGGGGGAGCAAGGUGCUAAUCAAACGCUUCUCCACCUUGAAAGCCUUUAUUAAAAACCCAUAUACAAGAGUCUAACUUAUAGGCAAGAUUGUCUCCGCAUGAGCCCUGCUGUGGAGCACCACAACACUGCAGCCCACCAAAGUACAGAAGAUGUGGACGUCAAGUGGUCCACGCUUUGCCAUAAAGGAUGAAUUUAUGUUUAAAGGGAGGCCGGAGAGAUCAGCACGGCCAAAGCGCUGGAGUCCCAUGAGAUCCAGCAUGGACCAGUCCGGCAGCUGCGUGAAGACCCACCACAGGAACCAGCGCUGAGAAGCAAAACUGCUUCCACGGCUUCACUGCUGGUGGGCAGCAUCCCGGGCAGCAGAGGUUUAUCUCCAAAGGAGGCUGGACGUGGCCGUGCCGGAUGGUGAUGCCUUCCCACAGGGUCUCGAUGCUGUGACACAGUGGGGAUGGCGAGUGCAGCCGCUGGACACGGUGGCAACAGAGACCUUCAUCACAGCAGUGCCUUCAACACACUGUCUUAAAAUCCUAACGGCCUGUCCCCACGUAAGUUCUCUCUCCUACGUUCAACUGGACUUCACCAAAAAUUACAUAAUGUAGGGAGCAAUAUGGGUGGGCACGUGGAGAACAAAAGCAAGAGGGCUUAAAGCUCUGGGGUUGCAUUCCUGCGCGCUGCUGACUCCGAGCACCUUGCUGCGAGUCGUCUAAUCUGCGUGGAAAGGGUCGGAGCGCUUUCCUCCUCCAGUGGGCACAACCGACAAACAAAGUCUUAUUUCCAAGCAGCCAACGGGGAUGAGAAGCACCAACCUGCCUGCUGUCCCUGCCCUGUCCCCAGGGCAGCAGGUUGGCAAAGGACAGAGCAGCUCCUGGCGUGGUCCCCGUGAUGCUCCUGUCCAAGCCUGUGCCUCGAGCCUGUUCCCUGGCAGCAGCCCAGCCACGUUCUCACCUGUCACUGGCUCUUCUCCAUCGGUCUCCAGUGCUGUCAGAGCUCACCUGCCACAGGGACUCAGCUCGCCAAACUAAAUGAAACUAAAAUAGACUGACUUGAAUAAGCUGGGACAUCAGGGAAAGCUCACGUGUGACUGUACCCUGGAGAGAAGAAAAAAUGUUCAGAGAAGGAUAAAUAACUGACAUCAAAGAUACAUUAAAAUGCCACAAAGCUUCAGCCAUCCUAUUUCGGAAUUGCAUUUGUACCAUAAACCGCAAGCCAAUAACGCAGGGAGCUGCGAUGUUGUAUAUAGUUGCGUGCUAGGUAGAGCUAGGUGAGCAGUCCCGUCUGUUUAGUGAAUGUGUGUUCGGUGAAACGCCUGCAUCGCCCCAGCCUCCUCCCAGCCUUCUCCCGAGGCCACUGAGACCGGUGGGUUGGAGGCUGAAGGCAAAGCACUGGUGAUAGCUACAAGGCCACCCAACACCCGUGUGGAUAGGCUGCUUGAGUUUUUUAAUUUGACAUUCAGUGGGGAAAUAAUCGGAGUAAAAGACGCCAGCGUGCGCUGCCAAGAAGGUGCCGUUCAGGAUCCACUGAGCUGAGCAACCCUGAAGGUACAAUUUAAAUGUGGGUUGGUCAGAUUAGUUUUGGCAGGGAAGAGGAUGGGAAUCUUCAAACCGAUUUUUACCACCUGGAAGGCUUUGUGCAAAGCCUCUGUUCACCACAGAAAAAAGAAACCAGUUUCAGGCAGUGGUCCUGUUCUGGGCAAGGCACGGCACAGAGGCUGGCUCCCAGCUGCUAGCGGUACCUAUUGCCUUCCCGGCUCCUAGCACAAAACUCUGGGUCUCCUGUACCCAUCCUGCAGCCUGGGGAGCUUCACUGCAUGCCGGGGGCCGUGCCAGGGGUGGGAGGUGGGGAGGAGAAGGCAGCGGGGCAGCACAGGCCGGCUGCUCCCUUGCUGGAAAAGCUCCUUGUCUUGCCUGGGCGUCUGCGCCGACGUUGCUGCUGCAGUUGCACCAGAAGCAGCUGAACCGCAGCUGAAGGUGUUUUGGCCGUGCUGUGAGCACGGCGGUGUCUGUGUGCUUGUUCUUUUAGAUCCCCAUUUGCCCCCAUGUUACCCAUUCCUCUCCUUUCUUUGUCAAAGUGGAAGAUAAUACUAAAAAACAGACAUUCCUGCAGCGCCUAAGAACGUGCUGAAAAGACCUGCAGGGUCCAUCCAAUUGCACAGACAAUAUCCCAAACUCCCUGGGCCUCCUGAGGCUGCCAGAUCAAACACGAGGUCUGCUAUACGGCCUUUCCUUUGAGAUUUUUAAUACCUCUAUUUCGAAUAAGCUUGGAAGUUCAUGCAACAGCUUCUCCAUCAGAUGUUUCCACCUCAUGGACUGGGCAGAAGAAAGGUGUGCCUGCAAGAGGAGCCGUCGGAAAGUAAAUGAGCUGACGAGCUGAUUUUGCCACGUUAUUUCCUAGCUUCAGAAGAUACUGCAGUAAAAUAUCCUUCUCUUAUUGAUGAGUGUUUCUGUGCUAAUGGCACCUUGGGGGCUGUUACGAGAAGCGGUGGGAAGCGGCAAAGGAAAGGGAAUGUACAGGUACUAAAUCUUCUGGAGCUCCCCAAAAUGUCACGGAAUGUAGAGGUAUUAGCCAUGGAACAGAUUCUGAUUUCUUCUGCCCCCCCCCUCCUUAAAAUAAACACACGUCAGUUUUAGGGGAUUUGUGUAUUGGCAGGAAUAAUGAAUUGAUUUGUAUCCGUACCCAUUCCACCGUAUCGUUCUCUGGCUCUUCCCCUCCCCA
Falco peregrinus (peregrine falcon) is the source of this 12613-nucleotide messenger RNA. RefSeq names its product plexin A2 (gene PLXNA2). Gene Ontology annotation, molecular function: protein binding; semaphorin receptor activity. NCBI's taxonomy places the organism in Eukaryota, Metazoa, Chordata, Aves, Falconiformes, Falconidae. The record is from RefSeq and is a predicted model, not a curated record. Bases 285 to 5972 code for a protein of 1895 amino acids. The transcript has 32 exons. Gene Ontology annotation, biological process: positive regulation of axonogenesis; regulation of cell shape; regulation of cell migration. Gene Ontology annotation, cellular component: semaphorin receptor complex.